CGUAGUUUUGCGAGCAAAAGCUGGUCGGGGGCGGUUCUUCACCUGUGUGGUCUCUGCCACGUCGUUUGGUCGGAGCCUGCUGUAGCCGUGGACGAGGCAAGGCGGCGAGUCGGCGGAGGCGGGUAACCCGCCUCCAUCGCGCUUUCCGCGAGCGUGACGUUUGGCUGCCCCUCUCACGCCCCUUCUGCGCCGGCGUCUCUCGGCUUCGCUCCCGCGCCCAGGGCGUCGGUCAUAUUGCCGGUCUUGGAAGUGAUCUCGCGCCCUGCGGUUCCUGCUGCUGGGUGGCGACAGUCGCCACGGUGGCGGCCACUGCGUCUCGUUCCACCUCCACGGCUCUGGGCGCUGUGGUGUCGGCGGGCCCAGAGCCUAUGACCACCCAGGGCCAGCCGGCUCCCGGAUCGUCGGUGUGUGGCACGGUUUUCCGCCACGUCCGGUAUGAGAACCUGGUGGCGGGUGUGAGCGGAGGGGUCUUGUCCAACCUCGCGCUGCACCCGCUCGACCUCGUGAAGAUCCGCUUCGCCGUGAGUGAUGGAUUGGAACUGAGACCAAAAUAUAAAGGAAUUUUACAUUGCUUGACUACCAUUUGGAAACUUGAUGGACUACGGGGACUUUAUCAAGGAGUAACCCCAAAUGUCUGGGGUGCAGGUUUAUCCUGGGGCCUCUACUUUUUCUUUUACAAUGCCAUCAAAUCAUAUAAGACAGAGGGAAGAGCUGAACGGUUAGAGGCAGCAGAAUACCUUAUCUCAGCUGCUGAAGCUGGAGCCAUGACCCUCUGCAUUACAAACCCAUUAUGGGUAACAAAAACUCGCCUGAUGUUACAAUAUGAUGGUGUUGUUAACUCUCCACAGCGGCAAUAUAAAGGAAUGUUUGAUACACUUGUGAAAAUAUAUAAAUAUGAAGGUGUGCGUGGAUUGUAUAAGGGAUUUAUUCCUGGGCUGUUUGGAACAUCCCAUGGUGCCCUUCAGUUUAUGGCAUAUGAAUUGCUAAAGUUGAAGUACAACCAGCACAUCAAUAGAUUACCAGAAGCCCAGUUGAGCACAGUAGAAUAUAUAUCUGUUGCAGCACUAUCCAAAAUAUUUGCUGUAGCAGCAACAUACCCAUAUCAAGUUGUGAGAGCUCGUCUUCAGGAUCAACACAUGUUUUACAGUGGUGUAAUGGAUGUAAUCACAAAGACAUGGAGGAAAGAAGGCCUCGGUGGAUUUUACAAAGGAAUUGCCCCCAAUUUGAUUAGAGUGACUCCAGCCUGUUGUAUUACCUUUGUGGUAUAUGAAAAUGUCUCACAUUUUUUACUUGACCUGAGAGAAAAGAAAUUAAGCUAAGAGAAGAUAAUUCCAAUAUAUCUGCUCAAGGUGGCAACAAGUUCCUUUGUGUUUGAGGCAUAAACUCAGAAGAAUGCUGCAUAGCAACUUGGUUCAUAAUCGAAAUUGGUCUGUAAUUUUUAGACGUCAAAAAACUGCUAAAUCUUUGCAAUGUUUUUCUGCUUUUUGCCUUCUCCAUAUGUAUGGGACUUGGCUACCUCUGCCUGAAAUGACUGCCAUCAGCACAAUGCUAAAACUGACAGCAAAUGUAGAGUUUUACAAAUUUCUCCAUUUCACUGUUCAAGUAGAAGCUGAUUUGCAACAUUUGAUAAAUGGAUUAAAUGAAUGUGCUGCUUUUUCUGAACUUAUUUGCCUGGAUUGGCUUUAAAAUUAACCUUUGUGCAAUAGCAAGAAAAUGGCUUCUUACAAGAAUGUCAUUGUGUAUUUCCAGGGUAAAUUAAACUUUAAGGAUUUACUGGAUAAGAUGUUGUCCAUCCAGACCAUUUUAUAAUUGAGAGUUUUUAGUGAGAAAAAAAUUCAUUUUAAAUGUGCUUUAGUUUUAAUUCAGUUGGGAUACACUAACUAGAAAAAUUUGAGAAGUUAUGUACUUCUCUGAGAAAUAUGACAUCUGUUGUCAUUAUUGCUAAUUUUUUUCCCCAGAGACUUCCAUAAUUUAAAAUAUAAUCCUGGAUCCAGUAUUUUUUUGGGGGAGGGAGGAGAAUAGGUACUUAGUUUUUUUUCAAUUUUUAAAAUCUACUUCUAGGAUCCAGCUGUGUCAGCCUUUAUUUAACAUAUAUGGCUAUAAAUCACUUACUGAAGAUGCUAAAUAAAUCACCUUUUAGAGAUGC
Messenger RNA from Lemur catta (Ring-tailed lemur), 2146 nucleotides. RefSeq names its product solute carrier family 25 member 32 (gene SLC25A32). The coding region runs from base 369 to 1319 and encodes 316 amino acids. Gene Ontology annotation, biological process: folate import into mitochondrion; nucleotide transport; mitochondrial transport. Gene Ontology annotation, cellular component: mitochondrion; mitochondrial membrane. NCBI's taxonomy places the organism in Eukaryota, Metazoa, Chordata, Mammalia, Primates, Lemuridae. Gene Ontology annotation, molecular function: folic acid transmembrane transporter activity; FAD transmembrane transporter activity. The transcript has 7 exons. The record is from RefSeq and is a predicted model, not a curated record.